AUGGCUCCAUUCCACUCCUCAAAAAGACCGAGACGCAAUAGUCUAACGAAUGCUUCACUCGCACAGACCUUGCUAGAGCACCACAACUUCGAGCAAGAUGAUUUCUGGGAGACAGCAAGGCUGUUCACGGUCCUCGAUGAUGACGGCCAAAUCUCGAGUUUAUCACCUGCCACCACGUCUCAUAAACGAAAACGUGACGAAGGCAGCAUCGACGAAGUGCAUUCAUUCUCGGACGACAGUCAUGCCUCCAGCGUCCUUGAAGAGCUCUGGCCUGGGUCUGCCCCUUCUCUGCCGUCGCCACUGGACAGGGUUGUCGAAUUGGCGAUUCCGAAUCCAUUCAUAAUGGGAGACUUGUCAGAAAUACCAGACCAUCCUCGUCUCACUUCAAUCUUUGACCCUGUUGUCAUUCCGAAGCAGGUCCGUGUCAACGGGCUGGUCAAGUUCCAUCUGCAAUUCAAUGAUCCGAACAUGCCUCAGAGCACGAAGCAAGUCCUCACCAAAUACCGGAAGGAGUACAACGAUCAGUUGAAAACCAAGGUCGGUGAAGUCUCUUACCUGCCGCCUGACUUUGGUCGGGGUUUGAAUCUGAAUUCGAUGGACCAACGACUCUUCAAGUUCUACGUUGUCGCAUAUUGUGCCGGGAGGACUCUGCUGCCAGCUUCAAACGUCUGGCUUACAGGCAUACCAGCCAUCGCCGAGAAAUCGGAGUGCGUGAAGCACGCCAUGCUGUCCUGCGCAGCCGGCUAUGUUCUCGAUUAUGCUCCCUCGGACAAGCUCAAGCGGCGAGCAAGCUACCACCACAAACGCGCGGUGAUGCUUCUUGGUCUUGAGCUUGGCAAGGAGGAGAACUAUGAACCGGGUAAGGAGGAACCGCUGUUGAUGGCGUUGUCGCUGCUGAACCACGAGGACAUCGUCAAUUGGGAAACCAGGGAAUCCACCAAGAGACAGCCCAAAUGGUACCAAGGCAAUCUUGCAGUCAAAUAUCUCCUUGACAGUUCGGACCCCGGGUAUCGGUACAAACAUCCCAUCAAUGUGCAAAGCACCAACAAUCGCUACGUCAUGAGCCACUAUCAGAUGAAAAGUCUCAUCCUCUGCGAUACACUCGCGCCAUUGAAGCCAGAUACCGAAGAACAUCCCUUCAGGUGGCUCCUCGAGGGUAAUGAAAGGGAAGUAAGGAGAGUCACAGGCCUGGCUGGCUGCUCUGCGAAGAUUCUGCACAUUUUCACGCAGAUCACUCGACUUUGCGGCCAGCUGCACGAAAACCCCGAUUCCAUACCGAUCCAGAAGGCUGGGAAGGUCAUCCUCGAGUCGUUGACCAAUUUUCAGCAGUGGUCGGAUCUCCUGCCUCAACCAUUUUCGACCACGGAGCAACUGGCCCAAGCCUGUGAAGCAGACAAGGACGAGAAUGGAAAAGUCCGCACGGCUGCUCUAAGUGUCGCACUGAACGCCGAUUCCUACGUCCUUGCUGCUCAGAUCUAUAUCCUGUGCAGGCUGUUUCGAAAACCGCGCAGGCACCCCGACGUGCAGAGCAGGCUGAGGACCUUGGUCAGGUGGACAGACUAUCUGCCCUUAGACGGGCCUCUUUAUACUGCGCAGGACACCCUGUACGGGCUCGCAAUCACCGGGUUCAUCGCGGUCGAGCCCGAGCAUCGUGCCGUCGUCGUCGGACAGUUCUGUCCCUUGCUGAUGGGACCAAGAGGAAACGAUCCGCCUGUGUGGCAUGUGACCGAGAAGCUUUGGAGUUGGCUCGAUGAGGCUGGAAUCGAAGACGAUCCGGACGAGACCGACGCCAAACCCCUCUCUGAGAGGAAGCCUUGGUGGGAGACCAUGGUGGCUUGGAUCAUGGACACUCAAGGGAGGUUGAGUCUAUCAUGA
Exophiala xenobiotica is the source of this 1875-nucleotide messenger RNA. RefSeq lists its product as uncharacterized. The transcript has 3 exons. Gene Ontology annotation, molecular function: transcription cis-regulatory region binding; DNA-binding transcription factor activity. Bases 1 to 1875 code for a protein of 624 amino acids. Lineage: Eukaryota; Fungi; Ascomycota; Eurotiomycetes; Chaetothyriales; Herpotrichiellaceae. Gene Ontology annotation, biological process: positive regulation of transcription by RNA polymerase II. Gene Ontology annotation, cellular component: nucleus. The record is from RefSeq and is a predicted model, not a curated record.